This is a messenger RNA of Venustampulla echinocandica, 330 nucleotides long. RefSeq names its product 60S acidic ribosomal protein P1. Gene Ontology annotation, cellular component: cytosolic large ribosomal subunit; ribosome. The record is from RefSeq and is a predicted model, not a curated record. The transcript is spliced from 4 exons. The coding region runs from base 1 to 330 and encodes 109 amino acids. NCBI's taxonomy places the organism in Eukaryota, Fungi, Ascomycota, Leotiomycetes, Helotiales, Pleuroascaceae. Gene Ontology annotation, biological process: cytoplasmic translation; translational elongation. Gene Ontology annotation, molecular function: protein kinase activator activity; ribonucleoprotein complex binding; structural constituent of ribosome.
AUGUCUAACGCCGAACUCGCCGUUUCCUACGCCGCGCUCAUCCUCGCCGAUGAUGCCGUCGACAUCACUGCCGAUAAGCUCCAGACCCUGAUCAAGGCUGCUGGCAUCGAGGAUGUUGAGCCUAUCUGGACCUCCCUCUUCGCCAAGGCUCUUGAGGGCAAGGAUGUCAAGGACCUCCUCUUGAACGUUGGAUCCGGUGGUGGCGCCGCUGCCGCCCCAGCUGCUGGAGGUGCUGCCGCCGCUGGUGCUGCUGCUGAGGAGAAGGAAGAGGAGAAGGAAGAGGCCAAGGAGGAGUCAGACGAGGAUAUGGGCUUCGGUCUUUUCGACUAG